This is a messenger RNA of Dioszegia hungarica, 2043 nucleotides long. Its product is annotated as putative nucleus protein. Lineage: Eukaryota; Fungi; Basidiomycota; Tremellomycetes; Tremellales; Bulleribasidiaceae. The coding region runs from base 1 to 2043 and encodes 680 amino acids. The record is from RefSeq and is a predicted model, not a curated record. Gene Ontology annotation, cellular component: cytoplasm. The transcript has 7 exons. Gene Ontology annotation, biological process: peptidyl-proline hydroxylation; regulation of translational termination. Gene Ontology annotation, molecular function: peptidyl-proline dioxygenase activity; iron ion binding; L-ascorbic acid binding.
AUGACAGUACCCGCUAGCGCCAAGAACCGUCGGACAAGUGACUCUGCUGGUCCAUCCUCGAAAAAGGCGCGUCUGGAAACGUCCAGUAGCGGUGGGGCUGGCCUCACUUUGCCAUCUGGUUCUCAACGUGCGAGCUAUCGUGAGGCGUACGAUACAUCUUCGCCUUACAAGUAUGCUGCCAUAGGAGGACUGAUCAGUGAAGACCUGCUCGAAUCGGUAGUAGAGGAAUCGCGAACCUACGGUAUCCGCGGCGAACCCGACUCGCUCCCCGGUUGGGGCUGGGAGGAGAAACAGACCGACAUCUACAGUAUCCAGCAGACGCCCGAUCUGUCUUCGCUCCACCCGGACCAUCUGCCCGAUACAACUCUGGAGCAGCUGCCGGCGUUGACGAAGCUGAAGGACGCGCUGUAUAGCGAGGAGUUUAGGGGGUUCGUCAGAGAGAUCACGGGAUGUGGACCUUUGAGCGGCCAGAAGACGGACGGCAGUGUGGGACUGUAUACCAAGGGGUCGCAUUUGCUGCUCCACGACGAUUCUAUUUCAACCCGGCUCGUUUCCUACAUUCUCUAUCUGCCCAACUCGUCACCUACAGCACCAGGUUCGUCGCACGUUCCCCUUGAGCCAUCGAAAUCUGGCGCUUUCGUCAAGGGCUGGGAUCCAGUCUGGGGCGGCGCGCUCGAGCUGUUCCCUGUGGAAAGUGGAGAGGAUGUUGGGCUACCAGGGGUGAAGAGUGUAAAGCGGGUGGACGUCAAGUGGGGACAGAUUGUCUUCUUCGAGGUCCAGCCGGGUCGGAGCUAUCAUGCCGUAGAAGAGGUGGUGAUUGGAGAUGGCAGACAACGCCUGGGUGUGAGCGGAUGGUUUCACCGGCCCAUAGAGGGCGAGGAGGGGUACAAGCCUCUUGAUACUACCAAAGCAGCCCAAGAUCUCAGCUCUUUAGCGCAAAUCGCUUCUGCCCCGACCAACCCCUUCACACCAUACGACACCGAGCCACCGGUCGGCCUCCGUCCCUCCGACAUUGCCACUCUCGCCCCCUUCCUUGCUCCCUCUUACCUCACCACCUCGACCCUCGAGAAGCUCAAUGGUCAAUUCGUUGCCGCGUCCGAGAUCGUCCUACACAAUUUCCUUCACCCUGACCUCGCCGCCCAGCUCAAAGCAGAGGUCUCCGCUCAGGACUCGGCCGAUUUGACGCCUGCCGGCCUGAUACCGCCGCAAGGUAUGGGCGAAGGUUCAGGAUGGACCAUCCAAGGCCCUGCGAGCAAACAGCGAUACCUCUCCCUCGACCCUUCCUCUUCUACUUCAUCCACACCUAUCCUCGCUCGACUGCAGAAGGAACUCUUCCCAUCCUCGGCGUUCCGAGCUUGGCUGGCGGUCGUCUCUGACCUCGCCCCCAUGUCUCGUCGGCUGGAAUGUCGGCGCUUCAGGAGGGGACUUGAUUAUACCCUCGCGGCCGGCGAAGAGAGAUCAGGGGAGGCCAAGCUGGAUGUGUGGCUAGGAGCGACGUGGUGGGCGGAUGUCAAGCCAGGGAGCGACGAGGAGGAGCAACUGCUGGAUGACGGUGGUUGGGAGUGCUAUCUCGGAAGUCCGGAGGAAGGGGAAGAUCCAGCCGUGUUCCAGAGCAAGCACGCUCGGAAGGCCGAGGGGGAUGAUGCCGAGGCGGACCCGGUCGAGCCGGAACUCGCAGCCUCCUCGGUCAAGCCUCCAACCACCGCUGCUCCUACGGCUCCCGAAAAGUCGGAGGCCAAAUCGGGACCGUCUAUCUCGAUGAACGGCCAGGAACUCGAAUUUGACCCCGAUCAAUUUUCGCCCUCCGACUUUGACACCGACAGUGACGCGGCGGACUCGGACGACGGGCCUCUUCUCACCCAUCCGGUCGGCUUCAACAAGCUCAUGAUCGUCCUGCGGGAUCCGGGGGUCAUGCGGUUCACGAAGUAUCUGAGCGCGGCGGCGAGGGGGAGUAGGUGGGACGUGGGCGGGGAAUGGGAAGUGGGGGCCAUUGAGGAGGAAGAUGGGGAUGAUGAGGAUGGAGAUGCCGAGGAAAGGCAGUGA